AUGAGAGAUCCAAGUUGUGAUUCGCAGUCAGGUUUGAGAAAAGGUUUUUGGAGUACAGAAGAAGAUCGGAAGUUGGUGAAUUAUAUACGUAAAUAUGGUAUCUCUAACUGGUGUAAGAUGUCUUUGUAUGCUGGUCUUUCGAGAACCGGAAAAAGUUGCAGGUUAAGAUGGAUGAAUUAUUUGAACCCGAACAUAAUACGAGGAAACUUCACCAAUGAAGAAGAAAAAACGAUACUUCAGUACCAUUCAAUUCUUGGAAACAGAUGGUCUGCCAUUGCAAGAAAGGUUCCAGGAAGAUCAGACAACGAAAUUAAAAACCACUGGCACACCAAUCUCAAGAAACGCAUCAUCACUCAAGAUCAUCCAGUUCCAACAAUAAAACCUAAAGAAACCACAAAAUCAAUUGAUCUGCACGAUGUUGAAAGCUCAGUUGAAACACCUACUAGUCAUGUAUUUUCAAGUUUAUCAGAUGGCGAUACCACUUCAUUAUGCAAGCUUGAUAUAAGUUCAAGAUAUGAUCAUGAACAACUAGAAGUUGAGAAUGAAAGUGAUUAUCAUAUCAGUUCACCUGGAACAAUUCUAGAUAUCAAAAGUUUUUGGGAACAACUUUAUUAUGCUGAUGAGGAUUUGGAGCUACAAAAUCUUUUUCAAGAUACGUCUUUUGAUCAGAUCUUCAUUGAUAAUUUAUACAGCUAA
Cynara cardunculus var. scolymus (artichoke) is the source of this 696-nucleotide messenger RNA. Its product is annotated as transcription factor MYB13-like. The transcript is spliced from 3 exons. Lineage: Eukaryota; Viridiplantae; Streptophyta; Magnoliopsida; Asterales; Asteraceae. The record is from RefSeq and is a predicted model, not a curated record. Bases 1 to 696 code for a protein of 231 amino acids.